Exophiala spinifera is the source of this 1068-nucleotide messenger RNA. RefSeq lists its product as uncharacterized. Lineage: Eukaryota; Fungi; Ascomycota; Eurotiomycetes; Chaetothyriales; Herpotrichiellaceae. Bases 1 to 1068 code for a protein of 355 amino acids. The record is from RefSeq and is a predicted model, not a curated record. Gene Ontology annotation, molecular function: protein binding. The transcript has a single exon.
AUGGCUCUUCAUGGACGACUGACGUUUCUGUUCGACGACAAGUUCGAUUAUGAAUUCGAAAUCAUCAUGAAACAGCUGCCAGCCUUGAGCGACUACGAGGUUGCGCUCGAGAUGCGUUCAUUGAUGAAGAGGCCUGACGUAGUAGAGCGAGCGAAACAGAUGCUCCAAGUACGCCCUGGGGUUGUUAAUGUGUUUCUCGAUGGUCGCUACCUGAUACAUGAUGCACUCAACCAAACCAGCUGUAGCGAUGCAUUUUGGGUAUCUGAGCUUCUCAAAUAUGGAGCAGAUCCGAAUGCACGAAGCAAUUCAGGAGACACAGCAGUGUCCUGGGCGUGCAAACUGUGCAGAAAUAACGGGUCGGCUUACCUGCAGGCUCUCCAAUCCUUGGUUCAAGCCGGCGGUGACAUCAAUUUUCUGAAUGAUCAAAAACCCGUGGGUGAGGGCCAGACUCCACUGAUCCUAGCCGUCAACACAAGUCGGCUGUGGAGCGAAGAUAAGCUUAGACCCGAUGAAGAUGACAAGCGAGCCUUCGACUUGGUGGACGCAUGUAUUGGACUUGGUGCCGAUGUCAACGCAACGGACACGUCGGGUCGAACGGCUUUACACUGGGCGGCGAUGUGCGGAAAUGUGGUGGUUGUCAAGCGCCUGCUAGAUGCCGGCGCAGAUCCAGAGCUGAAGGACUCGAAGCAGCGAGGAGUGCUCGACUGGUGGACGCAUCAACGCAACAAAGCAACUUUCAAGCUCUUGAAGGAGAGAAUGAACCCGAGAAACUUCGCAGCGAAGACGGUUAAGACAUCGACAGAGGACGGGGACAGCGAAAUUGACAGCGAAGAUGAAGUUGACCAGCGCAACGAGUUGAGCAAGUAUUUCCCGAACGUCCCUAAGGCCCCAGGUGCAGCUUUGGCUCAACCACCAAGGCAAGGACCCACCACUCUGUCGGAAGAACAAGAUCGACUGGUGAAGAAACUGAUGUGGUGGAGCAACACGUUGCAGUGGAGCAGAGAAACAUGUAUCGAGGGCCUGGAGCGAUGCAAUUGGGAUUUCAAUUCGGUAAAGUGUCCUCCCUAG